Molecule: messenger RNA, 1917 nt
Organism: Syzygium oleosum
Lineage: Eukaryota; Viridiplantae; Streptophyta; Magnoliopsida; Myrtales; Myrtaceae
Exons: 13
Coding region: 384-1715 (443 amino acids)
Source: RefSeq, a predicted model, not a curated record
ACUCUCUCUAUUUUGCGUCGAGCAAGAAGGACCCCUAAAUCCUCUCUCUCUCUCUAGCUCUCUCUCUCCUUCUCUCUCUCUCUCUCUCUCUCUUGCUCGCUCGAUCAAGAAUCGAUCUUCGUCUUUCAAACGAUUAAUGGAUACUUCAUCCCUCGAUCUGAGCCUGCUGUUGUGCUGCCUCGUCUUCGUCCAGUUCGAUUCCAUCGAUCUCUUGCUCUCCACGUCUUCCCAUCCCCAGAUUUUUAGUCAACCUUCCUGUAUCCCCUCUAUCUGACCAAAGGCAACCAAAAAAAAAAAGAAAAAAACCCAAGCAGAAAUCGAUAGGGGAUUUUGCGCGUGUAUUCUUUCCUGCCUCGGAGCCGUCCGUCGUUGCCGGAGCAGCAAUGGGGAAGCGUAGCUCGCAGCGUAAACAUGCUACAAUGUUGGAUAGUGAUGAUGAUAACAGUAGUGUAAGUUCGUCGUCCACUACCCGUUCGGACCACAUGUCAGUCAGUGCGAACGAGGAAGUACAGCUCGAUAAAGAUAGUUUGCUUGAUCAAGCUCUUGAUGCUUUGUAUGAGAAGAGGGGUUCUACACGGGAGAAAGCAUUGUCAACAAUAAUUGAGACUUUCAAUAGUGGCCUGCAGCAUGAGUUUGUGGAAAAGAAAUUCGCUACCUUACUGCAUCAGUGCAUAGCUUCAAUAAAGAAAGGUUCUGCCAAAGAGGUAUCAUUGGCAUCACACGCUAUUGGGUUGUUGGCUUUGACUGUUGGUUGUGGUGAUAAUGCACGGGAGAUUCUGGAAGAAACUGUUCCUACACUGUCACAGGCCCUCAAAAUAGGAGCUGAUUCCUCAAAAAUAUCUGCGUUAUUGGAAUGUUUGGCUAUUGUCACCUUUGCUGGAGGGAAUGAUCCUGCCGAGACAGAGAGGUCAAUGCAAAUUAUGUGGCAGCUGGUUCACCCAAAGCUCGGUUCCAAUGUGGCUGCUGCUAAACCUUCGCCGGCAGUAAUAACAGCUAUGGUUUCUGCUUGGGCUUUUCUCCUUACAUCUAUAGAGGGUUGGAGUCUUGAUCCGAAAAUUUGGCAAGAGUCUAUUUCAUAUUUAUCUGGAUUACUAGAUAAGGAUGACCGAUCAGUCCGCAUUGCUGCUGGGGAGGCAUUGGCUGUGAUUUUCGAGAUGGGAAGCCUUGAAAAGUUCUGUUCUCAAGUUAAAGACACUGGUGGCGGCUCCACUCAAGAUGGAAAGGAGUUGGUGCACAUGCACGGUUUGAAAGCAAAAGUUUUGAACCAAGUCAGAAACCUCUCAGUGGAAGCAGGUGGUAAAGGUUCUGCCAAGAAAGAUCUAAAUAGCCAGCGCAACUUGUUUAAGGAUAUACUGGAAUUUCUUGAGUAUGGAUCAUUUCCUGAGACCUCAAUGAAGAUAGGUGGAGAUGCUUUACAGACAUCAACAUGGUGUCAGUUGAUACAGUUGAACUUUGUAAAGCACUUUCUCGGUGGUGGUUUUGUGAAGCACAUGCAGGAGAACGAGCUCCUCCACGAUAUUUUUGGCUUCGCUCCGAAGAAAAAGUAUAAUUUAGGAGUUGAACACCAAAUGUCUAGUGGCGAAAAGAGGUUGUACAAGUCCCCAAACUCGGUCUCUAACAAGGCGAGGACCCGAUUCUUGAAUAAGCAGCGCAUGUUGUCCGAGGGUAGAAACGUCGGGCAAUUUGCAGUGGGUGCGGGUGAUGAUGAAUUCUGAAUCGGGUAGCGCUCACUACCAAUAUGUACUUCGCCGCUGUAAUCUGACUUGGCGGUUUAAGGCUUAUAUUCGAUGAACUUUGUUUCAUACUUCAUAGGUCCCAUUUUAGAUUUGCUUUCAUAUAUGUGAUUUGGGCACCGACUGCCAACUGCCCAUGUUAAAGUUCACACUAUUAGUUGAAAAAGGUACAUGCUAUUCUUUA